AUAAUGGUAGAUUCUCCUGCAUGUUCGAGGAAGCGAUUAUUGACAAGAACAGAUUCCAUACGCUUCGUUCCUUCAAGAGGAGGAGCUAUGAUUUUUACUUACAGUUUCACCUUUGCUUCUAUUUUGUUUAUGCUCUUCCUUGUCAAUGCUUUUCACCCUUCUAAUAGACAUCAUUUUUCUAAAGUUUUUUCUCACAUUUUCAACAACAGCUCUUCAUUCUCCCCACCCCCUUCUUACACCCCUCAAUAUAGCACCAAUGAAACCACUACUCAUGAUAAAACUUCACAUAGUUCUAAUAAGGAUACUGAAUUAGUGGUGAGUUCUCGUUCCUCUUCUCAAAUUUCAAGGAAGGAAGGUUCUGGUCUUGCACCGAAGCAAAGUAACCAAAAUGAUGGCCAAUUGUUUCCACAAAUUGCUUCUACAAUCAAACCGCAACAAGACAAGUCUUUUGCACCUAUGCCUUCACCAAAUGCCAGAGUGGAUUCUAAAAAUGUAAUACAAAGUGAUGAACAUUUGAGGAACAACUGUGAUAUUUAUGAAGGGUCAUGGGUUUUAGAUGAUUCAUUCCCACUUUACAAAUCUGGGUCUUGUCCUCAUAUUGAUGAGCCUUUUAACUGUUUCCUCAAUGGUAGGAGAGAUAAUAAGUAUGAGAAGUUCCGGUGGCAACCCAAGAAUUGCAACAUGCCAAGGUAUAUAUGAUGAUAUCCCGACAGGAACGUCUUUUCCCAGCCCCAAAGUCACUUCGGAAAUAUCUUCUAGAAAAACACAGUUUUAUGCCGUCCAGAAGCAUAGUUUCAUAC
Molecule: messenger RNA, 800 nt
Organism: Medicago truncatula (barrel medic)
Lineage: Eukaryota; Viridiplantae; Streptophyta; Magnoliopsida; Fabales; Fabaceae
Product: protein trichome birefringence-like
Exons: 1
Coding region: 4-699 (231 amino acids)
Cellular component (GO): Golgi apparatus
Molecular function (GO): O-acetyltransferase activity
Source: RefSeq, a predicted model, not a curated record